Molecule: messenger RNA, 897 nt
Organism: Penaeus vannamei (Pacific white shrimp)
Lineage: Eukaryota; Metazoa; Arthropoda; Malacostraca; Decapoda; Penaeidae
Source: RefSeq, a predicted model, not a curated record
GCAAACUGGGGGAGGCUUACCAGUUCAUCAACAACUAUUUCAAGAAUUAUCAGACUCCGGGACCUUCAUGGAGAUCGGCGCCCAAGACGGAGAGUUCAUGUCCCUGACGCUCUACCUGGAGAAGCAGCUGGGUUUCCGCGGACUGCUGGUCGAGCCGAACCCCAACGACUACGGGAAGCUGCGGGCACGGGGCAGGACGGCCAAGAGCAUCAACGCUUGCGCCACCCCGGGUAUUGGGCACAGGCAGGACAAGCUGUGGCUUCGCGACACGCCCAACAACCUUCCUCCGAUCCUGCACCGCAUUCAGGAGGGAAGCAACAGGCUCUUGCAGUACGUUUCCAGCGAGGACCGCGAGCUGGGGAAGGUGGUGCCCGUGCAGUGCUUCAACCCGGCGGCGAUGGCGACCGCGGCCCUCGGCACUCGCAACAUCGACCUCCUGACCAUCUCGACGCACGGAGGCGAGCUCGACAUCCUCUCGUCCAUCCCGCGCUCUGUCAGAUUCAGGAUGAUCGUGAUGAUCGUCCCUCUAGCUAGCCAAGAAGAAUAUGACGAACUGAAGAAGGUGACCGAAGCCAGAGGUCUAGCUACCGCCGUCGACAAGUACAAUAUCCACAUUUUCAUUCCUGCAGGAGAGGUCAAAGUGGUUUAGGUUUAGCUUCGUGUUCCGUAAAUAUUUAUUUGUAUUUUUUGUAUUUUAUUGGUGAUUUUGUCAUCAGUUUUAUUGUAUGAUUAUUAUUUGAUCUUAUAUUAUAUAUUAUUAUUUGAUCUUAUUCACAUGUUUAAUCAUUUCACUGUUUCCUUUCACUUGCCUACGACUUUCUCUAUUUGCCUUAGUAAUUAUGUAUAGAUCUGCUGUAAUAAAGAGCUCCGGUUAGUCAUUAACCGUGGUUAAUUAAU